AUGGCUGGAUUCUUGUUUUGUCUGCUCGCUCUCGACAUCUCCACGGCCUUGUCCGCUGUACUGCUGCCGCGGCAAGGGGAUCCGACAUGGCAGGACACGACGCUACCAGCUGCGCAGCGAGCCGACGCCCUGUUGCCUCAACUGAGUUGGGAGGAGAAGAUUGCGCAAAUGGGCGGCAUUCGACGCCUACUCGGGGCCAAUGCCACCUUUAACCGCACAGCUUGGGAGGCCCUGUACCCUUUGCAACAUGGGAUUUUGAGCUACGGGUCGCAGCUCAACCAGGCUCAAGAUGUUCUGCCGUAUGCCAACAUGGUUCGGGAGGAGCAGCUGAACAGUUCCAAGGUCCCGUGGAUCACGGUUACGGACUCUGUCAACAGCAUCUAUGUGCCUGGAGGUACUCUCUUCCCUGCGACGCUGUCCUUGUCUACUUCCUGGAACCUCCCGCUGUACGAGGAAAUCGUGGCAUCCAUCCGCGACGAGAAUAUGGCACUAGGAACACACUGGGUACUGAGCCCAGAGCUGGACAUCGCAAAGGAACCCAGAAACGGCCGUGUUGGGGAGAUGUAUGGCGAAGAUGUCUACCUAGUCGGCGAGUUCGCUGCUCAAUACGUCAAAACCAUGCAGGAACGUGACGAGGGCGGUCACAUGAAGGUGGCCACGACGGUCAAGCACUUCCUGUACGGACAAGGCUCGGGUGGUGUGAACACGGCCAGCAUGGACGGCGGCGUCAAUCACCUAUACAAUGACCUGGCCAUUCCUUAUAUCAGGGUCCUCAAGGAGAAGCCUGCAUCGAUCAUGAUCUCUUAUUCCUCCGUCGACCGGAUUCCCAUGUCGAUGAAUACUGCUCUAAUCCAGGACAUGCUGCGGUCAGAGAUGGGCUUCACCGGUCUGAUCAUGUCGGAUGCCAUGGGGAUUUUACAUCUGUACACCGAAUCCAAUGUGGCCUCGUCGUACAAGGAUGCCGCCAUCAAAGCGCUGCGCGCCGGCCUCCAGCUCGAGCUGGCCCCUGGGCAACCCGCUUGCUUCCCAUACCUGGUCAACAGCUCGAGCGAUCAGGAGAUCGUGGACCUCGUGAACGAAGCAGCCCGUCAGCACCUGAUCAUCAAGUUCGACACGGCCAUGUUUGACCUUCCUCUGCCGACUAUGGAAAACCUGAACCGGACCCUGCGUGCACCUCAACACUUGGACGUCAAUCGUCGAGCUUCACGAGAAGCAAUCGUAUUGCUCAGCAAUGACGGCUUCCUUCCGCAGGCAAAUUUCUCACAGGUCGCGCUGAUCGGACCCUUUGGAGAUAUCAUUGACCCGGGCUCCUACGCUCCGACGACAAGCGCGAACCCAGAGUACGGACGUACUCUAAGAGGCAGUUUGGAAGCCCGCAUGGGUGCUGGGAACGUUCGUUACGUCAAAGGCGUGGACAUCCGGACCACAAGUCCCAAUGACACGGCUGGGAUACAAGAGGCAGUCGCCGUCGCCAAGGCAGCUGGCGUCGCCAUUGUAUCACUAGGCUCUUUAUCUGUUUAUUCUCAAGACGCCGCAGUGAACCAGCGAACCGACGGCGAAUUCUACAGUCACGCCAGCCUGGCUUUCCCGGGCAACCAGCAACAGCUCUUGGACGCGGUGCUCGACACGGGCGUCCCGACCAUUCUUGUGCUGAACGGUGGUCAAGCCUUUGUCUUGAAUAAUUCAACCAUGCGCUGCAAUGCUAUUCUUCACCAGUUCCUUGGAGGCGAGUUCUCUGCCGAUGCCCUCGUCGAGAUCAUCACGGGCCAAGUCAACCCUAGCGGCAAGCUCACCAUCAGCAUGCCGCAAGCGGAUGGAGCGUUUCCGAUCUACUACGAUUUCCUCCCGUCGGACAACGUGGGAGGCGGUGGGUCCGAUCCUACCGACUCAACUGUCUGUGCCGGCGACUGGAACUUGCCUUGUCUCAACCGAGACGGCGCUCCCAUGGCAUUCGGUUACGGUCUCAGCUACACGACAUUUGACAUCUCGGGGCCUCAAGUCACAAACUCAAACUCAAGCGGUGGCUCCAUCUCCAUCUUUUGCACCAUCACCAAUACCGGCAACGUGGCUGGCAAGGAAGUGGUCCAAGUCUAUUUCCGGCAGCAGUACUCGGACAUUGAAUUGCCCAACAAGAGACUGGUGCGGUUUCAAAAGGUGGAACUGCAGCCUGGCGAGGCGCGACAGGUGAAAUUCGUCAUCGACAAGGCGGAUCUGGGAUACUACAACAAUGCUAAGUAUCAGGUGGAUUCGGGCCAUUACACCUUUUGGGUGGGGUCAAGCUCCAGGAUGGCGGACUUGAAGAAUGCCACCAUCAGUCUAUAA
Cladophialophora yegresii CBS 114405 is the source of this 2322-nucleotide messenger RNA. RefSeq lists its product as uncharacterized. Bases 1 to 2322 code for a protein of 773 amino acids. The transcript is spliced from 2 exons. Gene Ontology annotation, molecular function: beta-glucosidase activity. Gene Ontology annotation, biological process: glucan catabolic process. The record is from RefSeq and is a predicted model, not a curated record. Lineage: Eukaryota; Fungi; Ascomycota; Eurotiomycetes; Chaetothyriales; Herpotrichiellaceae.